Messenger RNA from Falco peregrinus (peregrine falcon), 1329 nucleotides. RefSeq names its product JunD proto-oncogene, AP-1 transcription factor subunit (gene JUND). The transcript has a single exon. The record is from RefSeq and is a predicted model, not a curated record. Bases 175 to 1095 code for a protein of 306 amino acids. NCBI's taxonomy places the organism in Eukaryota, Metazoa, Chordata, Aves, Falconiformes, Falconidae. Gene Ontology annotation, cellular component: transcription regulator complex. Gene Ontology annotation, molecular function: transcription factor binding; DNA-binding transcription factor activity, RNA polymerase II-specific; RNA polymerase II cis-regulatory region sequence-specific DNA binding. Gene Ontology annotation, biological process: regulation of cell cycle; regulation of cell population proliferation; regulation of transcription by RNA polymerase II.
GCGGUGGCAGAUGUGUGUGUGCGCGCGCGCAGGAGCGGGGCCUCAGCCGGUUCCACCGGCGCCUCUCCCCGCCCUCCCCUCCCCCCCGGCGCGGCGCUCGGCCCCGGUUGUUCCUUCCCUCCCUUCCCCCCCCCGCCCCGGCCCCGUUCCCCCGCAGCCGGGCGGGGGAGGAGGAUGGAAACACCCUUCUACCAUGAUGAUGUGUUGAGCGGCCUCGGCAGCGGCUUCGCCCCGUCCUCCGGCAGCAGCGGGCUCCUCCUGCCCUUCCCCGGCGGCAGCAUGAUGAAGAAGGACGCGCUCGGGAUGGCGCUACAGGAGCAGGUGGCGGCGGCGCUGAAAGCCCCCGGGGCGGCCGGCAGUGAGGCGGCGGGGCUGCUUGGCUCGCCCGAGCUGGGGCUGCUCAAGCUGGGGUCCCCCGAGCUGGAGCGGCUCAUCAUCCAGUCCAACGGGCUGGUGACCACCACGCCGACCAGCGGGCAGUUCCUCUACCCCAAAGCGGCCGCCUCCGAGGAGCAGGAGUUCGCCGAGGGCUUCGUGAAAGCGCUGGAGGACUUGCACAAGCAGAGCCAGCUGGGCGGCGGCGCGGCGGGCGGCGGCGGCGGAGGCGGCGGCAGCGGGGCGGGCGAGCUGCCCGCCGCCGGCCUGGCCCCGGAGCCGCCGGUGUACGCCAACCUCAGCAGCUACCCGGCCGUCAGCUACGCCGCCGAGCCUGGCCCCUUCGCGGCGCCGCCGCCGCGGCUCCCGCCGCCGCCGCCGCCGCUGAAGGACGAGCCGCAGAUCGUGCCGGAGGUGCCGAGCUUCGGGGAGAGCCCGCCGCUCUCCCCCAUCGACAUGGACACGCAGGAGCGUAUCAAGGCGGAACGAAAGCGGCUGCGGAACCGCAUCGCCGCCUCCAAGUGCCGCAAGAGGAAGCUGGAGCGCAUCUCCCGCCUGGAGGAGAAGGUGAAGAGCCUCAAGAGCCAGAACACGGAGCUGGCCUCCACCGCCAGCCUGCUCCGCGAGCAGGUCGCCCAGCUCAAGCAGAAGGUCCUCAGCCACGUCAACAGCGGCUGCCAGCUCCUGCCGCAGCACCAGCACCAGGUGCCGGCUUACUGACGGCGGGGGGCCAGGGACCCCCGGACCGCACGAACUGAGGGGCCCGGACUGAGGGGCCCCGAGGGGAGGACGGUGACCCUCGGGGGGGGAGGGGGGCGCGAACGGACUGAGGGGGAGCCCGGGCCGCCCCCGCCGGGACUCGCAGGCCAGGCCUCCACCCCCCCGUUUCCUUUCGCCUUUCCCCGGCCCGACACAUUCCAGUCAGGCCCCAGUAAAACCCCGCGACACGGAGAA